Messenger RNA from Colletotrichum aenigma, 810 nucleotides. RefSeq lists its product as uncharacterized. The transcript is spliced from 2 exons. The record is from RefSeq and is a predicted model, not a curated record. Lineage: Eukaryota; Fungi; Ascomycota; Sordariomycetes; Glomerellales; Glomerellaceae. Bases 1 to 810 code for a protein of 269 amino acids.
AUGUUUAUUCCUCUUCACGUAGCGGGGAUGCCGAUGCCUCCGGACUUCUACGACUGGGUUUCUUACGGAUCGCAACUACAGAUGCCUUUUGAUCUUCCUUCCACCGAUCUUGCAGUCCUGAUCGCCCGCUUUGUAGAAAUAUCUUCUUUCAUCAACAAUCACGUUGUUAGCGACGGCAAACCCAAGACGGCCAAUGUCAUCCAGCAACUCCUAGAAUUGGACGCUGACCUUUCGGCUUGGGAGGCGGGGCUGAAGGGGGAAUGGGAAUAUCGUGUCGUCCACGCGACCCAUUUGCCACCGAAGGCAGUCUUCCAGGGUGAAUACCACAAGUACCAUGAUGUCUGGACUGCUCGCAUAUGGAACUACUACCGAUGGGCCCGAAUACUGGUCAACCAGACCCUACUCGACUUGGCAAAUCAGAAUCCUGCAUCAAGUUUGUCCUUACUGUCAGCAGCUGCGCGCGACAAGCUCCUCAAGCUCAUACGAAAGCUUGCGAAGGACACCUUAGUCAGCGCUCCAACACAUUGGCGACACCCCGUUUUAGACGAGACGGCGCAGGUAACCGUGGAGAGUCCGGGAGGAGGGGGGGCUGGAUCAGCAGGACUGCCGGCUUUACUGUUUCACUUGAAAGUGGCAGGCUGCGCUCCUGGGGUCCCAAAAGAAUAUUGGGAAUGGUCGCUGGCUGUUAUUCAGACGAUAUGGAGUGACAUGGGCAUGCUACAUGCACGAUCGAUGAUGGAGGCCAUGCGAGCCCACGAAGACACGGUGCACAGGACCGGGGCAGCAGGCAUUCUCGCAGACGACUGGUGA